GUGUAAUUCAUCAUAAUAAAGAUGUUUUUUUCUCCCACUUGAUAUGUUUAGAGAGAUAACAUAUAUUACUUGUAUUUUAAGCACAUCUACUUUUGGAACUGAACUAAUCUUUCGAUUUAAACCUGAAAAUAAAACCACUAAUAUUGAUUAUAACUUACAGGUAUAUUUCCAUAGAUAUGUUCCUUAUAAUAAUAUAGUUAGAGUGAUGUAGUUAUAGGUGCUGCAGCAUUUGCAAUGAUAGCCUCUUUGGUUUUGUUAAAGAUAAUUGACUCGAUGACAAGAUUCAGAAUAAGGGCCAUAACAGUCUGGACUGUAGCUUUAUUGAUUGCGGCUAUUGUAUUAAGAGCAAGAUAUGGUAUUUUUAUGCCAUUGAAUGAUACUCGCUAUAAUUUAUAUAAUUCAACUUCGUUUUUCCUUUGUCUUACUGUCAUAACCUGGUCAACAUUUUGGUUCUUUAAGAAAGUUUCCCCAUUGCAGAAUACUACACAGCAUGAGCUAUCUUACUCUUUGCCUCAAAGACGUCCAAGUCGAGAAAACAAUGCGCUUUCUGUACAUCGUUACGAUGAAGAAAUUGAUUAUACGUUACCUUCUUAUUCUGAAUUGCCUUCACCUCCAGCUUAUACAAAGUUGCCCGAUGUUGUGGUCAUAGAACAUACACAAGAUCAUGAUCAGACCAUGAAUACUUUUUCUCAUUCAAAUCCCACUCAUGAAAGGCAUUCAAUUGACAUUGUAGAUAUGAAUCAGCCAAAUCACCAACAAUAAAAUGCUCUGAAAAAGUCAUUCUGUCGUACAAAUGAUCUGUUGGUCCUUGUUGUAACACAAGAACAACAAGAAAAAGAGAAAUG
Messenger RNA from Gilbertella persicaria, 845 nucleotides. RefSeq lists its product as uncharacterized. The transcript is spliced from 3 exons. NCBI's taxonomy places the organism in Eukaryota, Fungi, Mucoromycota, Mucoromycetes, Mucorales, Choanephoraceae. The record is from RefSeq and is a predicted model, not a curated record. The coding region runs from base 235 to 762 and encodes 175 amino acids.